AUGCCGUCGCCGCCGUCCGCAGUAGGAAGUGUCGUGUUCGCUGCUGAUGACGUGGUUGAUGUUGCCGUUGCCAAGUUGUCAUUCAAAGAUGCAGAUUCAACGCUAGAUGUUGAGGGCAAGAUUGGCACUGUACUCAAGGUUGAAGGGACUGAGGUAGGUGCCAACAACGUCGACGAACCUGAUGCUGAGCCACUGUUUUGGACAGAGGGUGAUAGUGCGCCUGUGGAUAUGGAAGGAGUCGAGCUCGGGGCUGCCGGACUUAUGAAUGACGCCCCGAGCGCAUCGCUAGCAAGUAAACUCGAGGCAGGCGUCAACGAUGUCGACGAGCUUUCUGCAGGGCCACUGUUUUGGACAGAUGAUGCGCCUGCAGAGAUUGAAAGGGUUUGGUCGGGGCCUGUCGGACUGAUGAAUGACGCCCCAAGCUCAUCAGUGUUCAGCGAGCUUGAAGCAGGCUCGGACGAUGUGGACGAACUGGUUGCCAGGCCGCUGUUUGGAGCGGAGGGUGAUGAUGCGCCUGCAGAUAUGGAAGAAAUUGAGCUCGGGGUUGUAGGACUAAUGAAGGACGCCCCAAGGGCAUCGCUUUCCGGUAAGCUUGACGCAGACGCGGUGCCUGUGUUUCCUGAGGCCGAGAUACUACCAAUACUUGACGAGCCAGGCGUGCUCUGA
Colletotrichum siamense is the source of this 666-nucleotide messenger RNA. RefSeq lists its product as uncharacterized. Lineage: Eukaryota; Fungi; Ascomycota; Sordariomycetes; Glomerellales; Glomerellaceae. The transcript has a single exon. The coding region runs from base 1 to 666 and encodes 221 amino acids. The record is from RefSeq and is a predicted model, not a curated record.